CAUUUUAGAACGAACGUUGAUAUAAUGUCAUGUCAUUGUCAUUGAAUUGUCAAUUAUUGUUGUCAAUUUCUAAAAUUGUCAUGUCAGUGCUUAGUGCUGAGUUACUUUAUCAGAAUUUUUAUAAAUAAAAUGUCAGGAUCCAAGAAAAUGACGCUGCGCGUGCAGUCGGCGGAGGGCACGGCGCGCGUCGAGGUGCUGGACACGGACGCGACGGCGCGGCUGUACGAGCGCGUGUACGAGGCGCUGAACCUCAGCACGUUCGGCUUCUGCCUGCACAAGGACCGCGCGCGCAAGGAGGAGAUCACGUCCAGCAAGUCGCGCCAGCUGCGCGCCUGCGGCCUGCAGCACGGGGACAUGCUCUACCUGAGCCCCGUCAACGGCGCCGUGCUGUUCCACCAACCCUCCACCAGUGCAGAGACAAACAAUAAACCAUUUGGAGAGCCAGCGGAGGCGGGGCCGUCAUCAGCAGCUCAGCCCGCGUCAGCCAGCAAGCCCAAUGCUCCGGCUGAGGACGAGGUGGACCUGCAGCUGUACCGUCUCUCGGGGAACAUACAGCGACAAAGAGAUGACAAAUUAUGCAGACACAACUCCAAGGGCUGCUGCGUGCACUGCUCCCCGCUGGAGCCGUGGGACGAGAACUACCUCAAGGAACACAACAUUAAGCACCUCUCCUUCCACUCCUACUUGAGAAAGAUGACCUCGGGCAAAUUCAUCACACUGGAUGAACUCUCCUUUAAAAUAAAGCCUGGGUGUAAGGAGCACCCGCCGUGGCCGCGCGGCAUCUGCUCGGCGUGCCAGCCCGGCGCCGCCACGCUCACGCGCCAGCCCUACCGCCACGUGGACAACGUGCUGCUGGAGCACGCGGCGCCCGUCGACCGCUUCCUGGCCUACUGGCGCGCCACGGGCCACCAGCGCGUCGGCUUCCUCUACGGCCAGUACGAGCAGCAUCCCGACGUGCCUCUAGGUAUCCGUGCCCGCGUGUCUGCAAUAUACGAGCCGCCGCAGGAGUGCACGCGCGACAGCGUGCGGCUGGCGGACGACGAGCACGAGGCGCUCGUGGAGGAGCUGGCGCGGCGGCUCGGCCUGCGCCGCGUGGGCUGGCUCUUCACGGACCUGCUGCCGAAGGACCGCACUGCUGCGACUGUGCAGUGUCUGCGAGGCGUGGACACUCACUUCCUGUCAGCACAGGAAUGCAUCAUGGCAGGCCACUACCAGAACCAGCACCCCAACGCGUGCCGCCACGCCUCCUCCGGAUACUUCGGCUCCAAGUUCGUCACCGUCUGCGUCACGGGGGACAGCAACUACCAGAUCCAUCUCGAGGGCUACCAGGUGUCGGGGCAGUGCCAGGCGCUGGUGCGAGACGGCAUCCUGCUGCCCACGCGCGACGCGCCCGAGCUGGGCUACAUCCGCGACUGCACGCCACAGCAGUACGUGCCCGAUGUCUACUACAAGGAGAAGGAUGCAUACGGCAACGAGGUGGGCGUGUCGGCCAAGCGGCUGCCCGUAGCCUACCUGCUGGUGGACGUGCCGUGCGGCGUGGCGCCCGCCAGCGCGCCGCCGCUGCUGAGCCCCGCCGCGCGCUUCCCGCCCGCGCACCGCCCGCUGCAGCAGCACGUGCAGAGCCUGCACGCGCUGCACCAGCACGUGCAGCAGUCGAGCUCGUUCCUGGAGGCUGCGGCGGACCUUCACGUGCUGCUGUACCUGGCCAGCAACGAUGCGAGCCCGCUGUCGCUGGAGCAGCUGCAGCCGCUCGUGGCGGCCGUGCGCGCGCGCGACGCCGCCGCCGCCGAGGCGUGGCGCCACACGCCGGCCGCCGCCGCGCUGCUGCUGCGCGCGCGCGCCGCUCACGACGGCGCGCCCGCGGCGCCGCGCGCGCCCGCCGGCGCCGACGCGCCCGGCGUGUGGACGUGUCCGCUCUGCACCUUCCACAACGCGGCGCCGCUCGACGCCUGCGAGAUGUGCGCCAUGCCCAGGAACGCGAUGUAAAUAGCCGAAUCGUAGCGGAUUCACUUUCGUACCGGAGACACGACGCGUCCGUCGCAGGCACGGCCGCUCGUCGCCGCGAGUGUGCGGCUACUUCUAAGACAUUCAAAAUAAAUGCUGCUCCAUUGCAAGCCCAUUCUUUUACAAGAAUC
This is a messenger RNA of Maniola jurtina (meadow brown), 2135 nucleotides long. It is a transcript of the gene Npl4, whose product is annotated as nuclear protein localization protein 4 homolog. Lineage: Eukaryota; Metazoa; Arthropoda; Insecta; Lepidoptera; Nymphalidae. Gene Ontology annotation, molecular function: ubiquitin protein ligase binding; ubiquitin binding. Gene Ontology annotation, cellular component: nucleus. The transcript is spliced from 11 exons. The record is from RefSeq and is a predicted model, not a curated record. Bases 130 to 1986 code for a protein of 618 amino acids. Gene Ontology annotation, biological process: ubiquitin-dependent protein catabolic process.